AUGAGUAAGCAGAGGCUGCAGAGCGAUGCGAGCAAGCAGAAGCUGCAGAACGACGCGAGCAGUCCAAGCGUGAGCAUCAGCUGUGAGUGCUCCAGCUCCAACUCCAGCAGCCCUUUCCAGCCCGAUGUUGCUGUUAUUGGGAAGAUGAACUCUAAUUCUUCAGUCAUAAUGACGUCGACCACAUACAAUAAUAUGACUCAGGAAGUUGCUGUUAUUGGGAAGAUGAAUUCUUCAGUCAUAAUGACGUCGACCACGUACAAUAAUAUGACUCAGGAAGUCAGUGUUAGUGCAGUGUCAGAGCACAUCAAGAUUUUUCUAUACGUCUUAGUCUUCAUCUUUUUCAGCCUCUUCCUCUUCUUCAUCUCUCUGAUACUGCACAUCUUCUUCAGCACUCCCAGCAUCCGAGAGCACGCCCGCUACAUCCUCUUUGCUCACAUGUUAAUCAAUGACUCCUUGCAUCUGGUGGAUGGACUAUAUCUUCUGAUUGUCGCCGUGAAUGCUGUAUACAUACCGUUUCCUAUUUGCUAUGUCUUUGUCUCCAUGGCGACAGUUUCCUUUAGGGUUACCCCCUACAACCUGGUGGUCAUGGCUCUAGAACGCUAUGCUGCCAUAUGUUUCCCUCUGACUCAUGUGACUCUUUGUACGCCACGGAGGUCUAAAUUUGCCAUUGCCAUCAUAUGGUUCCUUGGACUUAUACCAAAUAUAGUUGACUGUGUUAUCCUGAGUACUUCAGUGAACAAGAAAAUCUUUUCCCUUAGCAUAAUAUGCAGCCGCAAAUACGUAAUAGUGAGCCAAAUCCAAUCGCUCCUAAGCUCCAUUUUCCUCUUCACCAGUCUCGUGUUGGCUGGACUCAUCAUUGCUUUCACCUAUAUACGUGUUAUGUACAUUGCCAAGAACAUGAGCUCCCAUAAUGGCUCGGCCUCAAAAGCUGGGAAAACCGUCAUGCUCCAUGCCGUGCAGUUUCUCCUCUGCUUAUUUUCCUUAACAUCCUCAGUAUUUGAAGAACGCUUCAAAAACAGUUUUUACCAUCUCUCCCUGGUCAACUUUCUCAUCUUCAUGUUUCUUCCCCGGUUCCUCAGCCCCAUCAUUUAUGGUUUAAGGGACCAAGCGCUUAGCAAAUGCAUGAGGAAUCUUCAACUUGUAAGGGUUCUAUUACCCUGCAUGAUUUCAGGCCAGUCAUGA
This is a messenger RNA of Bufo bufo (common toad), 1182 nucleotides long. RefSeq names its product odorant receptor 131-2-like. Gene Ontology annotation, biological process: G protein-coupled receptor signaling pathway. The coding region runs from base 1 to 1182 and encodes 393 amino acids. The record is from RefSeq and is a predicted model, not a curated record. Gene Ontology annotation, molecular function: G protein-coupled receptor activity. Gene Ontology annotation, cellular component: membrane. The transcript has 3 exons. Lineage: Eukaryota; Metazoa; Chordata; Amphibia; Anura; Bufonidae.